Colletes gigas is the source of this 1795-nucleotide messenger RNA. RefSeq names its product GTP-binding nuclear protein Ran (gene Ran). The record is from RefSeq and is a predicted model, not a curated record. The coding region runs from base 250 to 897 and encodes 215 amino acids. Gene Ontology annotation, biological process: ribosomal subunit export from nucleus; protein import into nucleus. Gene Ontology annotation, molecular function: GTPase activity; GTP binding. NCBI's taxonomy places the organism in Eukaryota, Metazoa, Arthropoda, Insecta, Hymenoptera, Colletidae. The transcript has 3 exons. Gene Ontology annotation, cellular component: nucleus; cytoplasm.
AUUUUUCCAAAAAAAUAACAUAUUCACGCAUUAUUUUAACAAUCGAAUGAUAAAAAUAUUCAAACUGAAUUUUUUUAUAUCGUGCCAAGUGAUUGCUCAUCUUAAUUCGCGUUUCGUUGUAUGUAGCGAAUGACGAAAAAGCGGACCCCUACUCGUCUAGACAAAGGAACGCCAUUGUGAGCCAUAACGACUGUGUCACAGGAUUUAUCGCUUCGUUACUUACACAAAUCGUCAAACAACGAUAUCAAAAUGGCACAAGAAGCCGAUAUGCCUACUUUCAAGUGUGUCUUGGUGGGCGAUGGUGGUACUGGAAAAACAACAUUCGUCAAACGACAUUUAACUGGUGAAUUUGAGAAAAAAUAUGUAGCAACUUUAGGCGUAGAAGUACAUCCUUUGAUCUUCCACACGAAUCGGGGGGCAAUUCGUUUCAACGUGUGGGAUACAGCUGGACAAGAGAAGUUUGGUGGCCUUCGUGAUGGUUAUUACAUACAAGGACAAUGUGCUGUCAUUAUGUUCGAUGUUACGUCAAGAGUAACAUACAAAAAUGUACCCAACUGGCAUAGGGAUUUGGUGCGAGUUUGUGAAAACAUACCCAUCGUACUCUGUGGCAACAAAGUCGACAUUAAGGAUAGGAAAGUAAAAGCCAAGAGCAUCGUUUUCCACAGGAAGAAGAAUCUACAGUACUACGAUAUCAGUGCGAAGAGUAACUACAACUUCGAAAAACCUUUCCUGUGGUUGGCGCGUAAAUUGAUCGGUGAUCCCAAUUUGGAAUUCGUCGCUAUGCCAGCGCUUCUUCCACCCGAGGUCACCAUGGACCCACAAUGGCAGCAACAGAUAGAAAAGGAUCUCAAGGAAGCCCAAGAGACUGCAUUACCAGAGGACGACGAAGACCUUUAGUUUGUUAUGUCGCGCGUAUGAUCCGAACAGAGGCACAGCGUAUACAGGCGUACCUUGUGCGUUGAGUUCUUGUGCCUCUUGAUAGGUUGAAGAUUCUUUCUUCGAAGGAAUUAAAAUUCGCGUAAAAUUUUGUUCGAUAUCUAACGAUAAUAACGGUAAAAAUGUUUCUGUGAUUUCACGUUUCACGAGCUUUGUCUUAACAAAAGGAUACAGGAAUUGUACGUUGCUUUUGCGCGAAUAGGGAUUUGUGUGCGUGACCAUGAAACACGUGACCUCUAAUUUUUGUACAAGUAUUGGAUAAACCUAGCCUAACGUACUUCUUAUCGGUAUGAACGUACCAUUUGAUAGAUGCACAAAUGUUUAAAAUUUCAAACAUCGAAGCUAAAAAAAUCGAUAUUCGACAUGCUUGUUUCAUGUUUUUACUUGUGUAUAGCAAAUGUGUAUGCGUGCGUGAACAUAUACGACACGGUGCAGUCGAGUAUAAUCAACGUACGAUUCCCCGGUGAAUUGUACGUCGAUCAGUUUUUGGAGCAUACUGCCGCUAUAGUAAUUUAAUUUUUAUUAGGUUUUUUUAUCGCACCCAAUAUAAAAAUGCAGUACGUUACUUGCUAAUUUUCGAACGAAUGAAAAACGCUAUUUUCGAAUAUGGCGAAAGUAAAAGAUUAAUUCUGCAAGAAAGAAUCUUUCGAUACCCACGAAAUGCUGAUAUUUAGAAGUCACUGUUUACACACACACAUACACGCAGCAGACACAGACAGACAUUCAAACUAGAAACAAAUCUCUCGGAGAAGCUCUGAAAGUAGCUGAAUCUUUACCAAACAAUAACGACAUAACCUUUGCUGUUAUUUCACAUCUCGGUUACGCGAUGAUGAACGAAUAAAGAAAAACACAUUGAUGC